Molecule: messenger RNA, 2115 nt
Organism: Mizuhopecten yessoensis (Yesso scallop)
Lineage: Eukaryota; Metazoa; Mollusca; Bivalvia; Pectinida; Pectinidae
Product: serine/arginine repetitive matrix protein 2-like
Exons: 2
Coding region: 1-2115 (704 amino acids)
Source: RefSeq, a predicted model, not a curated record
AUGUCUGUGGAAAGGUAUCACAGUGCCAGUAAAUCACCAAGGCGGAGGAGUCUCUGUGCUGGUGAAUCGCCAGGGCGAAGGAGUCGCAGUUCUAGUAAAUCACCACGGCGAAGGAGUCGCAGUUCUAGUAAUUCACCGCGGCGAAGGAGUCGCAGUCUGAGUAAACCGCCACAGCGAUGCCAUCGCAGUACUAAUAUAACCCCACGGCAAAGGAGUCGCAGCACUAGUAACUCACCAGGGCGAAGGAGUCGCAGUCUUAGUAACUCACCAGGGCGAAGGAGUCGCAGGAAUAGUAACUCACCACGGCGAAGGAGUCGCAGUCAUAGUAACUCACCAGGGCGAAGGAGUCGCAGUAUUAGUGACUCACCAGGGCGAAGGAGUCGCAGGAAUAGUAACUCACCACGGCGAAGGAGCCGCAGUAUUAGUAACUCACCAGGGCGAAGGAGUCGCAGUAUUAGUAACUCACCAGGGCGAAGGAGUCGCAGUAUUAGUAACGCACCAGGGCGAAGGAGUCGCAGUAAUAGUAACUCACCAUGGCGAAGGAGUCGCAGCACUAGUAAAUCACCACGGCGAAGGAGUCGCAGCACUAGUAACUCACCAGGGCGAAGGAGUCGCAGUAUUAGUAAAUCACCAGGGCGAAGGAGUCGCAGUCUUAGUAAAUCACCACGGCGAAGGAGUCGCAGUAAUAGUAACUCCCCACGGCGAAGGAGUCGCAGUCUUAGUAACUCCCCACGGCGAAGGAGUCGCAGUCUUAGUAACUCGCCACGGCGAAGGAGUCGCAGUCUUAGUAACUCAGCAGGGCGAAGGAGUCGCAGUCUUAGUAACUCGCCACGGCGAAGGAGUCGCAGUAAUAGUAAAUCCCCACGGCGAAGGAGUCGCAGUCUUAGUAACUCAGCAGGGCGAAGGAGUCGCAGUCUUAGUAACUCGCCAGGGCGAAGGAGUCGCAGUCUUAGUAACUCUCCACGGCGAAGGAGUCGCAGUAAUAGUAAAUCACCAAGGCGAAGGAGUCGCAGUAAUAGUAACUCACCACGGCGAAGGAGCCGCAGUAUUAGUAACUCACCAGGGCGAAGGAGUCGCAGGAAUAGUAACUCACCACGGCGAAGGAGCCGCAGUAUUAGUAACUCACCAGGGCGAAGGAGUCGCAGUCAUAGUAACUCACCAGGGCGAAGGAGUCGCAGUAAUAGGAACUCACCAGGGCGAAGGAGUCGCAGCCUUAGUAACUCACCAGGGCGAAGGAGUCGCAGGAAUAGUAACUCACCACGGCGAAGGAGCCGCAGUAUUAGUAACUCACCAGGGCGAAGGAGUCGCAGUAAUAGGAACUCACCAGGGCGAAGGAGUCGCAGCACUAGUAACUCACCAGGGCGAAGGAGUCGCAGUCCUAGUAACUCACCAGGGCGAAGGAGUCGCAGUAUUAGUGACUCACCAGGGCGAAGGAGUCGCAGGAAUAGUAACUCACCACGGCGAAGGAGCCGCAGUAUUAGUAACUCACCAGGGCGAAGGAGUCGCAGUCCUAGUAACUCACCAGGGCGAAGGAGUCGCAGUAUUAGUAACGCACCAGGGCGAAGGAGUCGCAGUAAUAGUAAAUCACCACGGCGAAGGAGUCGCAGUCUUAGUAAACCGCCACAGCGAUGGCGUCGGAGUACAAUACUAGCACGCAAAGAAAGAGUUGUAGUAGAAGUAGAUCACAUCCUAGAGGACAUAAAAGAAGUGGAUCGCAUCACAGAAAGAAACAUAGCAGAAGUAGAUCGCCGAACAGGAGUCGUAAUAGAAGUGGAUCGCAUCACGGAAAGAAACGUCAUAGAAGUGUGUCACAUUGCAAAAGAAGUCGUAGUAGAAGUGGAUCGCAUCAUAGAAGGAGUCGUAGUAGAAGUGGAUCGCAUUGCAGAAGUAAACGUAGUAGAAGUGGAUCGCAUCAUAGAAGUAAACGCAGUAGAAGUGGAUCGCAUUGCAGAAGUAAACGUAGUAGAAGUGGAUCGCAUCGCGGAAGGAAACGUUAUAGAAGGAUCGCAUCACAUAGUAGGAUCAAUACAAAUACAUAUUGCAAACAUGAAAAAGGCAGAGAAAACUCGAAUGCAACCGUGUUUGACAUUGAUCAUUUUCUUUGCGAACGUUUAA